CACCCAGCCCGGCUUCCCUCCGUCGUCAUGGACAGGGUACCCUUCUGCUGCCUGCUCUUCAUAGGACUCCUGAAUCCACUCCUGUCCCUUCCCGUCACGGACGCUGGUGAAAGGUCUCCUCAGCUGCCAGGGCUUGAGGAAGAUGCUCUUCAGGCUCUGGAGGAGCUGGAGAGGACGGCCCUCCUGCAGACACUGCGCCAGGCCAUGGGCACGGACGCAGGGGAAAGCCUUGGGGAAGCAGGUCCCAGUGCUGAGACUCCCACUCCAAGGGGAAGCCUGAGGAAGGCUUUCGCUGGGCAAGAUGCUAACACUCUACUGAAUCGUCUUUUGGCAAGAACCAGGAAACAACAUAAGCAACACGGGGCUGCUCCAGAAUGCUUCUGGAAAUACUGCAUUUGAGGAGACACAAGCAUCCGUUGGUCUCCUCAGAACCACUACUUCAGGAAACUAAAAUCAUGCUAACAACGCCUUUUUCAUUAUGAGAAAUAAAUCCUCUAUGUUUCUCA
Mastomys coucha (southern multimammate mouse) is the source of this 506-nucleotide messenger RNA. RefSeq names its product urotensin 2 (gene Uts2). The coding region runs from base 28 to 399 and encodes 123 amino acids. The transcript has 4 exons. Gene Ontology annotation, molecular function: hormone activity. NCBI's taxonomy places the organism in Eukaryota, Metazoa, Chordata, Mammalia, Rodentia, Muridae. Gene Ontology annotation, cellular component: extracellular region. The record is from RefSeq and is a predicted model, not a curated record. Gene Ontology annotation, biological process: regulation of blood pressure; blood vessel diameter maintenance.